Engraulis encrasicolus (European anchovy) is the source of this 5900-nucleotide messenger RNA. RefSeq names its product family with sequence similarity 193 member A (gene fam193a). Bases 164 to 4960 code for a protein of 1598 amino acids. NCBI's taxonomy places the organism in Eukaryota, Metazoa, Chordata, Actinopteri, Clupeiformes, Engraulidae. The transcript has 23 exons. The record is from RefSeq and is a predicted model, not a curated record.
UUUCAACUCUAGUAGCUAGCUGUCUGAGAAUAUUUAGAAGCUUGGCUAUUUUUUGUUCUGAAAACAUUGACAGCGAUUAUUUUUUUUCCAUUUUGCGACAAGCACUCUGGCAUCCAGUUUGAGAUCCUCUCAUUUUGAAGACUGCCAUUGUAUCCCUUUGAAAAUGAGUCCAACCGACGCAAAAAGGGGAGCUAAACGCAGGAAGAACAAGCGGGGCGGUGGCAGCAGUAGUUGCACCAGCAGUAUCUGCAGUAUCGCAAGUAAUAUCCAGGCCGGGAGCCCAACCACGGCCCCGACUUGUCUACCAAGAGUACCAGCCGCCCCUGUGACUGGAUUUUUAACAUCUGGAGGCACAGGGAAUGGUGAUGUCGGGGGACUCGCAAGUCUAAAAGGAGAGGUUCCUCUUAACGGGACACCACAGUUUUCGGUGAACGCAGAUUUCACAGGAUUCCUUCAGUCACAGACACCGUUCACCUUCGGCCUGAACCAGAGGGCCCCCAAUACCACCGGCGACCGCUGCCUGCUAUGCCGUAGAGAGCGUAAGGACAGCACUCCCCUGGAAACAGGGGUGGUGGGGCAGAACACCACUUCUCAGCCCUUCAAAGCACCCAGUGACCUGCAGCUGCCUGUAUGGGUGUGCCCAGACUGUAGACGCACCGUCGAGAAGGACGAAUCGCAACCUCACGCUGCUAUGGAGGAGUCGCUGGUGGACUUCCUCUUGCAGGUGCCAGUGGGUAUCGGUGGGCUUGCCCAGAAUCCGACGGGGCCAGGCGGGCGAUUAUUAGGGAGUGGCGGCGCCCCCAGUCUGUCUGGCCCGGAACCUUCCCCACCGCUGCCCUCUGACUCCAUGUGCAGCUGCGAGGCAUGCAACGAGAGGAGAGAGAUAACUGCAGAGUCGGAACAGGAGUCACAGCAGCUGCAGAACCACUGGUCCGAGGUGCGCUACCUGGUCCGGUGUAUCUAUCGUCAGACCAGCACACCACUAGCAGACGAUCAGGACCACGCACUGGACCACGACAAGGAGAGCAUGAAGGCACUGGUUGAUCGGCUUUGUGAGAAGGACCCCUACCAGUUGUACCAACGGCUGGAGCAGCAGGCGCGCGAGUACGUGCUUGAGAUGAAGAUCCGCCUCCUCAAGCACCUGGCCGCCGGCUCCAAGGUGGUGCCCGACGUGGCUCUGCAGAGCCCUCCGCAGGCCCACCACUUCAUCACCCUGCUGCUGGAGGAGUACAGCGCCCUCUGCCAGGCCGCCCGCACCAUCAGCUGCUUCCUGCUCACCCUGGAGAACGAGUACCUACAGAAGUUCCAGGUGACAUGGGAGCUGCAUAACAAGCACCUUUUUGAAAACCUGGUGUUUUCAGAACCCAGUCUGCGCAGCCGCUUACCUGCUCUGAUCGAAAAGCUCAGGCAGGGCACGACGUCCCAUGACUCCUACAGUGAAGAUGUGUAUGGCAAGCUGCUAGAGCGUUAUCAGCUGCUUGACCAGGAGAUGAGUGUUGUUGCUGUGGAGUGGCUCGAGUGCGAGAGGAGGAUCGACAACUAUGUUGAUGAACAGGUGUCGUUGACAAAAGAGCAGCGUGAUCUAAAAAAAGACAGGGAGUUCUUCCUCCAGCAGAUCAAGUUCAUGGAGGAGCAGGUGGCCUUAAGAGAAGAGCAGCGGAAACUCAAGGAAGAGUUCUUCUUCAAACAGAAGAAAUUUCUAGAGGACCAGGUAGAAAAGGGUAGAAAUGCUGCUGCGGGGGACAAUAACUUCACAGACACAGUGAGGCAGAUGCUCUCUUCUCGACGGAGCUUACCAGAUUGCCCUAACUGUAACUACCGCAGGCGGUGCACAUGUGACGACUGCAGCCUCUCUCACAUUCUGACGUGUGGCAUCACUGAUGCGCCCACGGCAGAGAAGUUACACUUGAAGCUACCUUCCCAGGCGGAGCCUCCACAAAACUACCUGUCACAGGUGCACCCCCCUAGCGUGUCAUCCGGCAGCUCCGGCUCCGGCUCUGGCUCCAGCUCACCAAUCACCAUCCAGCACCUGCUACUGCCUCAGGACACGCAGGCCACCUUCGGCAGUGAUGACGACGAAGUGCCUCUGCUGUCGGCGAAGUUUGUGGACAUCUACUCCAUGAGCCCCUACAGCAACUCUGCAGUGGUGGCCGUCAUCAACGGCGUCCACAGCGACGUCAACGGCGGCGGAGGAGGAGACAACAAUAUGGUACACAAGAACGAGUCACCUGGGGGGAGCAGCAGUAGUAGCUCCUCAGAGGGUGAUGAUGGGGAAGUCGCAGGAGAGCAUCCGGACCAGCAGGACGAACACUCCUCGCUGAAGGAGGACAGCCCACCUCCCUCUUAUCCACACACACGGGUGGAGCCAAUGCAGCAUCCCUGUGAGUGUCACGUGUGCAACCAGGGCAACAUGGAGCCUACUACUCUGUUGCCUGGCAACAACAGGCUACAUGCCAGUCAGCAACAGCAGCAGCAGCAGCAGUUCUUCACAGACAAAACACCUCCGCACCCUGGGCUCCACCUCUACCCCCAUAUACAUGGCCACCUGCCCUUACACAGUCUGCCUCAUCUGCCACGACCACUGCUGCACCCCACCCUGUAUCCCAGCCCGCCCCUUUCACACAACAAGACACUGCCCCCAGCCCCCUCAUCUAACCACGCGGGAGGUAAGCCACAGGUCUUUGGCCCCAACCUUUACUCCAACUACUUCAGUGGCCCUGGCGACUGGAACGGGCCACUUAGCUGCCCCUCACUUACGUUUGAGAACAUUUGGGACACUCAAGUGAUCAAGAACUGGAACCCUUCCGUGCUGCUUCCCGACACACUGUCUGGCAACAUGCUGACUCCGCCCCUGUCCGACAUACCCCUGCGAUCAACAACCAAUGAGCUCACUGCCGCUGCUGUGCCUGCCCCAGUUCUCGCUGCUGAGGGCAGUGAAAGGAAGAAUGGCGCGAAGAAAAAGUGUCUCCACAAUUUCCAAGAUGCCUUCUUGGAGACCAAACAAGUGGUGAUGGCCACCUCAUCUGCCACCUCCUCGGUCUCCUGUACCGCAACCACUGUCCAAUCAAGUAAUAAUUUCCUCGAAGUUGCAUCUAAGAGACCCACCUCCCUAGGUGAAGUGUAUCACCAUGUCGGUCAUGAGGAUCACAGACAUCCCACGCCUCUCACACCACAGAACAGCCCCACAGGCCAGCCCACCCUCAGCAGUGCUGCUCUCUCUGUGCCUCCUACCCCACAUCUGCCCAGCAUGGCCUCGCAGCCCUUCCCCAAGGCUGUAGCCGCGCCGCCUGACCUCAUCGAUGCCCACCAUCACCAGGGCCUGUGCCUGUCCGCAGGGGAGCAUCCCUCGAACCAUGACGACGGCGUUUGCAGUGACCCUGAGUGUGAGGAGCAUCCCUGCAUAGCAAACAGGACCUAUGAAAUUUUGGAGAGCCAGGACGAGGACAGCUGCUCUGAGCAUAGCUCUUCCACAUCCACGUCAACCAAUCAAAAGGAAGGAAAAUACUGUGACUGCUGUUACUGUGAAUUCUUCGGUCAUGGAGGGCCCCCAGCAGCCCCCACCAGUAGGAACUAUGCGGAGAUGCGGGAAAAGCUGCGCUUGCGGCUCACCAAGCGCAAGGAGGAGCAGCCGCCAAAGAAAGAGGAGCUGCAGCCAGAGCCGGACGUGGUGGUAGCCGACGACCGCAAAGUCGAGGACCUGCUGCAGUUCAUCAACAGCGGAGACAACAAGCCGGCCAGCAGCUCCAAGGCGGCCAAGCGUGCGCGACACAAGCAGAAAAAGCUUGAGAAGGCUCGUCUGGAGGUGGAGGCCCGCAAGCGCGAGGAGCUGGCCCUGAAACAGGAGCUGCUUCACCUGCGGGAGCUGCAACAACAGCAGCAGCAGCAGCAGCAGCAGUUGCGCGCCACCCGGAAGAAGAAGAAGGACAAGAAGGCCUCCGAGGCCUUUGUAGCCGACGAAGACGACGCUGCUUCUGCUGCUGCUGCUGCUGGCGGAGACACGACUCCCAGUCCUCCUCCUCCACCCGCUCCCCAGCCAGCUCCACAGCACCAGAACAGUCCUCAGCCGCUCAGGCAGACGGCACAGAGCGUGCUGGAGAGGAGCAUGAGCAGCAAGGCCAUGUUGCUGCACGGUAUAAUGGGCCUGGGCCAGUGGGAUGUUCAGCCAGACAACGUGCCCAGCGCCCACGCUCACCACCGCAGUCCUCCUAGCAUGCAGUCCCGUACGCCUGCUCGGCACAACUCCAAAAGUGAGAAGGCCAGGGCUCCCUCAGAACACCUUCACAAUGGCAUCAUUAGAGAAACCAUGGAAAACUGCACUCCAUCACCACCACCACCACCACCACCACCAACAACAACAACAACAGCAGCGAAAGCUGUCAGCACUUCCCCUCGGCCCGAGUCCAUCAAUGACAAGGCUGUAGCCAGACGACAGCCGAGCAACUGUAGGAUCCACGGUGAAACCACAAAGAGGCCAGCCGAGGCUUUGAAAGCUGUUUGUUUGAAUGGGCAGGCGCCUGCCUUCGACAUGGAUUCCCGAGCAAAGCCCUGCGUCACUCCGCAGUCAGCUCCCGGGCUGCAGGGGGUAGAGAGGAGCAAUGACGUGACUGUAAAGAAACAGAUCAACUCUGUAAAAGGGGGUCGUUCUUCGCCUGUGCCUGUGCCUGCAUCCCCUCCUGAGCCCCUUGUGCAGAAUGGGAAACCACCUGGAAAUGAGUCUCAGCAACCCAAGGGCAAGACUAAGAAGAACAAAAAGAAAAAAUCUGAUCACGGAAACGGCUCCAUAGAUGAUGUCUUUCUACCCAAAGAUAUCGAUCUAGAAAGCGUAGAGAUGGAUGAGACGGAACGGGAAGUGGAGUACUUCAAAAGAUUCUGCUUAGAUUCUGCUCGACAGACGAGGCAGCGGCUAUCAAUUAACUGGUCCAACUUUAGCUUCAAGAAGGCCACCUUUGCUGCACACUGACGGGGUGACACUUAAAAUAAACUGUUUCAGGAACUCAAUCAGCUUUUCCUUCUUCCACCACGCUCCAGGCUGACUGCUGACAACCCCCCCCCCCUCCCACUGCUGCUAUGCUCCACCAAUCAACUGCUCCUCUGAAAUACAUAUCCCAUGCUGCCUUGCCUUGUUGUUGCUGUGUGGUUCCUACUAAGAACCAAAAUGGCCUAAUGUUUCAUGUAGUACUUUGUACUUUUGGGAGGGGAAAUGACGAUGGGAAGAAAAUCGACUGCUGUUUAUUUUUAUUUAUUUGAAUAAUUUCGUUAGUUUGAUCUAUUAAAUAUUUCUAUUGUGAACAUUUGUUUUAUUUUGAUCCCCUUCCUCCCUUAUUUUGAUUCGCGUUACUUGCUUCAGAGUCUGUGAGAGGGGUAUUUCACACUGACUGACUGAAGCUGUGCUUUUGUUUUGGUUUUUGUUUUUAUUUUAUUUUAUUUUCCUAUUUUCUGAAAAUGAUUAAUAUAUGUUUGGAAUAAGGCCUUGUUGAAAAGAGCAAAUACAUAUUAUUUAAAAGAAAAGAAUUCUGUUCAGUAUUGCUGUGGCUUCUAUCGCACUUCCACCCAGGACCUCAGUUCCUACAAGUAGAGGACAAGGAACUGGGCCUGUCCAGGUUCCCCAUAGCCUCUGUCACUCAGUUUCACUAUGUACAAAAGAGAGAAUACUUCUAAGUUGUGAAGAAAAUGUCUCGGAUUAAGAUUUUUUUUUCCUGUUUUCUCAAUUGCCGCCAGCUUGUAUCGAAGUACUUAGAGAACCAAUCUGAUGGGGGAAAGGAAACAAUACUCCACUAUCACUGUUAUAGUGUCAAUUGUAUUAACACUGAGGCCAGGACUGCCUACUCUUUUAACAUAUUGUUAAGUAAUAAUAAAGUGUUGUCUUUCUUUUUUGAAAGAUGGAAUACAGUAGUAUGGCA